This is a messenger RNA of Vitrella brassicaformis, 1355 nucleotides long. NCBI's taxonomy places the organism in Eukaryota, Vitrellaceae. The record is from the annotation of a GenBank genome assembly.
CUACGUGGAUGGGUCGGUGUCGUCGGGCGCCAGCAGCACCACCGCCAGCAGCGGGGGCUGGGGGAGCUUGAGCAGCAGCAGGUGGGGCGGGGGCAGCCGGGGGGAGCGCACCUGAAGAGUGAGACAUCGAAGAGGAAGUUCUAUCCGUGUGUAUGCGUGCAACGGGGGCUUCAUAUCAUGUGAUGGAUGCGUACACUCUCGUAUGAUGGUCUCGGUCUCGAGGUAUAUCUCGUAGCGAUGGCCUGUCGUGUUGUAUUGCCUGAGGAAGGAGAAACAGACAGUGUGUUGCAUGACGCGUCCACGUCUCUGUCCAUAAUCGUGUUGACUUGUUUUUGUGUUUGACGGUGAAGUCGGCUAGGCAGUAUUUCUGUCAACAGCACAUAGACCAAUAAAUACAUCGGCAGAUUCUCAAGGCCUUCCUGUCUGUCCAUGAAUGUCGCCCAUCUUACUUUGUCCUUGGCCAUCUUGUUGUAGUGUGCGGCGGCGGCCUGCCCGAAGGCGCACACCUUUAUGUCCUCCUGACAUCAACACACAAGUCAUGAAUGCGACACACACAUCGAAUGGUCAUUAUCUUGCUCUGUGCUCACCUGCCCUUGUCUUAAGUGUAGAGAAAAACAUGCUGCUGCCGUUGCUGCAGGUGCCCAGCUGCGAUCUGGACAGUGAGACACAUCAGAUGAUAGAGAAAGAAUCAAAUGGCGGCCGCAAGCCCUCGCUGCAUCCCAUCCUGUGCUUGCAGGCACUCACAUUGACGUCACCGUGGCCUCGAUGACCUGCAUCGCCGACCGCCCGACCCGCAGGUCGGCAAGCAGCAUGGGCUGCCGCUCAGCGGCGGUGGCGUGCAGGUGCCUGCCACGCCUGAGCGAACACAUACACAUCAUAUAUGUGUGCGUGUUCAACCUUCAUUGCAAUGCAAUCCCUACCCGUCGCCUCGGACAUGGACGUUUUUGAUGACUAUGCAGUCCCCCUUCUCUAUGUCCCUGGCCGCCGGCAGGUCGAUGGGUAUGAGGGCCGUGCGACUCCCGUCAUGAACUAUACACCUACAGUUGCAUGCAUCAUGCAUGCCGUCAUACAUCGUCUGUCAGCUAGGCAAGGCACACAUGCAGUAAAGCAGUCUUUAUAUAUACUCUCGUGGAUUGCUUACUUGAGCUCAGCGGGGGUCUUGUUGAUGAUCUUUGCCACCCGCAGCUUCCUGGACUCCCUCCCUUGCCCCGUGAGCAACCCAACUAUGUCCAAUGGCGUUGCCGCCGCCAUGGCUGUCUCCUCCUCUCCUGCGAAGCCUGUCGGCUCCUGUCGACGUCUCUGCUGUUGGGCGAAGCGCAGGCGAUUGAACAGCUUUGAAUGAGCAGCUGUUGUUG